AUGCGUAAGAGAUUAAGAGGUGGGGGUCGCUCGGCCAUGGCAGCAGCUGCCAUGGCCGAUGAUGAAGCAGCGGCGGCGAUGGAGAGGAAGCAGCAAGGCCCGGUGGCGCAUGGUGGAGCUCGAGAAUGGGAUUUUGAGCGCAAGUGGCAGCUCUCGAGGCGAUGCCGAUGUGGGCGGUUGGCCGAUUUUCGUUUCCAAAUUGUCCGAGGUUUGACCGGGGAGGCGGUGAUCCUAGAGGAACUAGAGGUUCGGGUUGGAAUUCGGGCCGAGGCAAAGAUGAGGCUUCGAGCCAGGGUGAGAGUGCAGCCAAAUUUUGGCGCCGUUGCCGGGGAGAUUGAGGCAAAAACAAAAAGAAAAAAAAUAAGAAUAAGCAUCUCCUGAUAAAUUCGGUAACUCUGUUUCUUCUUUUUUUUUCUUUUUACUUUAUUUUUGUUUGUAUAUGGUGUAUGAUACUUAGGUCAGGUAAAACUACAGAAUAUCAAUCACCCAUGUCUCAACACAACGAGAACAUGCAUCUUACACACAACAUGUCUGCACGUGGUAGUGAUCACGGUGACCCUGACCCCAUUGAUCAAGAGAUGAUCAGACCCCUUAAGGAGUAUCUUCAUCCUCCUAGGCAGACAACCCCUUCAUGCAUUAUUCUUCCCAUCAACCAUCAUAGGUUUAACUUUAAACCUGGCAUAAUCCAAUUGUUGCCAACUUUUCAUGGUAUGGAUUCUGAAAAUCCAUAUACUCAUAUGAAAGAAUUUGAGGAAGUAUGUAGCACUUGCAUGGACCAUACAACAAAUGAGGAUGUCAUAAGAUUAAAACUCUUUCCAUUCUCACUGAAAGAUAAGGCAAAAAUGUGGUUAGGCACUCUCCCACCUAGAUCUAUAGGAACUUGGAGAGAAAUGCAAGAAACUUUCUUAAAAAAAUAUUUCCCUACCAACAGAACUGCUACUCUUCAAAGACAAAUCAUGAAUUUUGCCUGUAAACCAAAUGAGAAUUUGGCUCAAGCGUGGGAAAGGUUUAAAGACCUUCUUCACACUUGUCCGCACCAUGCUUUUGAGCAAUGGAGAGUGGUCAGUUUCUUUUAUGAUUCACUCACUCCCCAAUUGAAAAUGCUAGUUUCUACAAUGUGCAAUGGAGAAUUCUAUGAGAAGACUCCAGAAGAAGCUUUUCACUUCUUUGACACAUUGGCUGAGAAUACAAGGAACUGGGAAGUUGGUCCAACAUCUGCUCUUGAUUCAAGAGAAAAUCCACAACCUAGAGGGAGAUACCAACUGAGUGAGAGUGACGAUUUAAAUGCAAGACUAACUGCUUUAACAAAGAAAGUUGAAAACAUGCAACCCAAAAAGGUGCAAUCCGUUAAUCAAGUGGAAGUAAAGUGUGUUGUGUGUGAUGCAACAGAUCAUUCAACUGAAGAAUGUCCUACCAUACCUGCUUUCAAGGAGGUAUUGUAUGGGCAGACUAAUAACAAUCAUUCACACAACUUUGAGGGGAGACAAAAUCAAAAUCAAAGUGGAGCCUAUUAUGGGAAUAAUCAGAACUACAAUUCAUAUCAUCCCAAUAAUAGAAAUCACCCUAAUUUUUCUUGGAGAAAUGAUUCUGGAAAUCAUUCUCAACCUCACUUCCCUGCACAAUAACACACUUUCCA
Diospyros lotus (date-plum) is the source of this 1636-nucleotide messenger RNA. RefSeq lists its product as uncharacterized. The record is from RefSeq and is a predicted model, not a curated record. NCBI's taxonomy places the organism in Eukaryota, Viridiplantae, Streptophyta, Magnoliopsida, Ericales, Ebenaceae. Bases 1 to 381 code for a protein of 126 amino acids. The transcript has 4 exons.